Molecule: messenger RNA, 789 nt
Organism: Stegastes partitus (bicolor damselfish)
Lineage: Eukaryota; Metazoa; Chordata; Actinopteri; Pomacentridae
Gene: tppp3
Product: tubulin polymerization-promoting protein family member 3
Exons: 3
Coding region: 21-554 (177 amino acids)
Biological process (GO): microtubule polymerization; microtubule bundle formation; positive regulation of protein polymerization
Cellular component (GO): microtubule
Molecular function (GO): tubulin binding
Source: RefSeq, a predicted model, not a curated record
CUCUGUAGAUAUUUCCCAUCAUGGCGGAGAGUUCGGACAUGGACCAGCUCCUCGCGGCCUUCAGGAAGUUCGCCGUCCACGGAGACAUGAAGGCGACGGGGAAGGAGCUGAACGGGAAGAACUGGGCCAAGCUGUGCAAAGACUGUAAGAUCGUGGACGGGAAGAGCGUGACCGGCACCGACGUGGACAUCGUCUUCUCCAAAGUCAAGCAGAAGACGUCUCGGAUCAUCACCUACGAGGAGUUUCGCAGAGCUCUGGAGGACCUCGCUCCCAAGAGGUUCAAAGGCCAAAGUAAGGACGAGGCGCUGCAGUCGAUCUACCAGCUGGUGGAGGGUCAGGAGCCCACCAACGCCGGUGUGACGAAAGUGUCGAAGACGGCGGCGGUGGACCGACUCACCGACACCACCCGUUACACCGGCUCGCACAAGGAGCGCUUCGACGAGAGCGGCAAGGGCCGAGGCCGCGAGGGCCGCGAGGAGCUGGUGGAGAACACGGGAUACGUGGGAGCCUACAAGAACGCCGGGACGUACGACGCCAAGACGAAGGAGAAGUAAAGCGGCAGGAGGCAGUGCCGCCUGCUGGGAGCUGACAGCAUUACAGCUCUACAGCUCUGCUACAGCACUUAGUGUGGACCGGACCUUGAACUGUGACUCCUCUGUGUGUGUGUGUGUGUGUGUGUGUGUGUGUAGGUGUCUCUGUGUGUGUGUGUGUGUGUGUGUGUGUGUGUGUGUGUGUGUGUUAACUUUGUGUUCAGUCUGAUGAGCUGCACUAAGAUCAGAUUUAUAGAUU